Messenger RNA from Synchytrium microbalum, 2547 nucleotides. RefSeq lists its product as uncharacterized. Gene Ontology annotation, cellular component: transcription factor TFIIH core complex; transcription factor TFIIH holo complex. The record is from RefSeq and is a predicted model, not a curated record. Gene Ontology annotation, molecular function: zinc ion binding. Gene Ontology annotation, biological process: regulation of transcription by RNA polymerase II; nucleotide-excision repair; DNA-templated transcription. NCBI's taxonomy places the organism in Eukaryota, Fungi, Chytridiomycota, Chytridiomycetes, Synchytriales, Synchytriaceae. The coding region runs from base 1 to 2547 and encodes 848 amino acids. The transcript has 14 exons.
AUGGAAGAAGGCGAAGAGUUUGAACAAUAUGAGAGCAAGAAAUCAAAGAGACUCGAUACUGUCGGCAACGAAACCACUAUGAAUAUGAAUACUCUACUACAUGCAAACAUCUUGUCAUCAACCUACUUCAAGAACUUAUACGACUACAAGACAUGGUCCGAAGUCAUGGCGGAAUUAAAGAAUGAAGAACCAUUCUUGAAGGGAACCGUUCCAUCCACGGCUUUUUGCAUCCUCUACAAACUAUGGACAUUGAAACUCACCGUGAGGCAACUAGAACGCAUGGUCACUGACCCAAAGUCGCCACACGCUCGAGCUAUUGGCUUCUUGUAUCUCAGAUAUGUCUGCAAGCCUGAUCAACUAUGGGACUGGUUCGAGCCGUAUCUCGACGACGAGGAAGAAGUCCAAUCUGAAGCAGGCCCACGUCCAAGAUCAAUUACAAUCGGCAAGAUGGUGAAUGAUUUAUUAACUCAACAGAAAUGGAUUGGUACAGUACUUCCUCGCAUACCUGUACCUAUUGCACGAGAUAUUGAAAAGAAACUCAAGGAACGACCACCACCAAAGGCAGCUGAAGGUGAUGAGGAUGAUUACAUCAUGGAAGACCCGCUGUUCCCCUCCAGAAAUGCUACUGCUGCUGUUGCUUCUCCCAGAGCAUCUGACGGACAUCGAUCCCCUCCUGGUGCAAGGUCUCCUCGUGAUGACCGACGAAAUGAUUACGACAGGCGUGACCACUAUGACAGAGACCGUCCAUCUGGUUCUAGAGAUCGUCGUGAUCGAGCACCAGACAUACCACGUGAUGACAGACGUUAUAAUGAUCGACGAUAUGAUGACAGACGUGACAGAUAUGAUGAGUCAAGGGAUAGGCGAGACAGAUAUGAUGAUUCAAGGGACAGACGCGACAGAUAUGAUGAUUCGAGGGACAGAGGAAGAUAUGAUGACCGUUCUCGUGAUCGUCGACGCUCUUCAAGCCCUCGAGGAGGAGACCGACGACGUGAACGUGAUCAUGAGCAAAAGCGAGAAGAAGAAGCUCGUCGUCGAGAAGAAGAAGAUUUGCGAAAAAAGAGAGCAGAGGAAGAGUCCAAACGCAAAGCACAAGAGAGACUGAAUGCACUGAAGAAGAAGCGUGUAGUCAAAAGUGCAAAUAAAGUAGACGUGCUCAUGAGCGAGUUUUAUCGAGCCUGUUUCUGGUAUUUCUCUGCGAAGAUUGGCAAAGUCACUCACAAAAUACCAAAGAUGCAAAUGGAUGUCGAUGAAGAGGAAGAGAGGCAGCCUGAAGGAGACGAUAGUACGAAGCAAUAUGUCUGGGAAGGAGCGUACGAAAUGUCUUGGCAGCAAAUACAAGAAGAUGAUGAAGGAACAUUAAGAUCUGCAGUUGCAAACAUUCUGAAUAGAAAGCGAAAGAGACCACAACGAGAUACCGCCGCAGUACGAAGAGGAAUUAUUCGCAACUUGUAUAUAAUCCUUGAUCUGUCUCGAUGCAUGCUCGAAGGGGACUUGAAACCAACAAGGAUCGAAGCUUCCAUCUCUCUUGCCAAAACAUUCAUUCAAGAUUUCUUUGAUCAGAACCCAUUGUCCAGUCUGGGCCUCAUUGGAACGCGGGACGGAAAUGCUGAAAAGAUUACAGAGCUGUCUGGAAAUCCUAGCGAGCACAUUGCAGCUCUGGAUGAUGACAAGGCUAAAAAGGAUGGUGAAGAAGAUAAGGAGAAACUCAGUCUACGAGAUGUCCGUGGUGAAGCCUCUAUACAAAAUUCUCUAGAACUAGCUCGAGUGUCACUAGGCCAUGUACCAACACACGGAUCACGAGAAAUACUAGUGUUGUUGGGCUCCUUGUCAACAGUAGAUCCAGGAUCAGUGUUUGAUACCGUGGAUGCUCUCGUUACAGACAAGAUUCGUGUAUCGAUCAUUGGUCUGAGUGCUGAAGUUCAAAUAUGCAAGGAGAUUUGUAAAAGGACUGGCGGUGCAUACAAUGUUGUGAUGGACGAUCAGAACUACAAGGAACUAGUGUUGAAGAAUGUACCACCACCUGUCCUCACAACAGAAAACUCACCUGCAAAUAUGGUGGAAAUGGGCUUCCCAAAAAGUUUUCUUGCUCCUCAAGCAGUCCUCUGCUCAUGUCACCCAAGACCAAUUCGACGAGGCUUCAAAUGUCCUCGGUGUGAUGCCAUCGUAUGCGAUUUACCUACAGAUUGCCCCAUCUGCUCCCUACCAUUAGUAUCGUCACCGCUAUUGGCACGAUCCUAUCAUCACUUGUUUCCAGUACCAGAGUUCAGAGAAUUGGAUCAUGAUCAGAUCGACUGGAAGAGCAAUCAAGAACGAUGCUUUUCUUGUGUGCAGGCAUUUGAGGAACCACUAGGACUGGCAACACCUAAAGCGAUGCUGCUACCCACCAGUUCUUCAAACGGACCAGCACUUCCAUUACCUUCUGGUGUAUACGAAUGUCCAAAGUGUACAGAGAAAUUCUGCUCAGACUGCGAGUCAUUUGUACACGAGACCCUGCAUCUCUGUCCAGGUUGUAGCAAUAGUAGAAAACCAAGGCAAAAGCCAUCAUAA